This is a messenger RNA of Acipenser ruthenus (sterlet), 2510 nucleotides long. RefSeq names its product 52 kDa repressor of the inhibitor of the protein kinase-like. Lineage: Eukaryota; Metazoa; Chordata; Actinopteri; Acipenseriformes; Acipenseridae. The coding region runs from base 234 to 2465 and encodes 743 amino acids. The record is from RefSeq and is a predicted model, not a curated record. The transcript has 5 exons.
GCACCAGGCAUAAGUGGUAACACUAGUGCAUUGUGGGAUGCAGGGGGACAGUCUGUGUGUCUUGCACAGUUCGCUCUAAAUCCUCCAGGCCACACACAGCAGUGUAGCUCACCUUUUAGAACAUAGUUAACAGUUUUAAAUAAUACAGAAAGACAAUACAUUUGAAACAUUACAAACAUAUAUACUGUUUGUUUUAAAUAGUUCGUUGUUCAUACUGCACAUUAAAUGAAAGAAUGCCGAAUUUCUGCGCGGCCCCGAAUUGCACCAGGAAAAGCACACAGUCCGACCUGGCUUUCUUCAGGUUUCCUCGAGACCCAAGAAGAUGCAGUCUCUGGGUGGAGAAUUGUCGAAGAGAAGAUUUGGAAGAUAAAACGCCCGACCAGCUGAAUAAGCACUACAGGCUGUGUGCAAAACACUUUGAGCCUUCGAUGAUAUGCAAAACUAGCCCUUACAGGACUGUUCUAAAAGACAAUGCCGUGCCAACUGUGUUCGACUUGACCAGCCACCUGAACAACCCACACAGUCGGCACCGGAAGAGAAUCAAGGUGCUGAGUGAAGAAGAAUUAAGGAAAAUGACGGAGAGAAUUGAAAACUGUGGUGAGCAAGAACAGCUAAAGAAUGACAACACACAGAACGAGGCUCAGUUCGAAGAGAUCGAGGAAGAUCUUCCUCCAAUCACCCCGCAGGAGAAAGAAAUCAAAGAUUACCUGAAGUCGCUGUUUGACAUCUUGGUACUGAUGGGAAAGCAGAAUAUCCCCCUGGACGGCCACGGUGAGGAGGGGGUGGAGGAGAGCGGAGCUUUUACCCCCAGCAACUUCCAGUCCCUGCUGGAGUCCCGCAUCACUGCGGGAGACGAGGUCCUGCGCAGGAGGUUUGAGAUGACGGCGGUGAACGUGGAGUACUGCCCCGUUACCCAGCAGAGGCAGAUGCUGGAGGUGUGUGAGAGCUGCCUGCGGGAGGAGCUGCUCAGGGAGGUGAGAGAGAGCCGUUUCUUCUCCCUGGUCACCGACGAGGCGGUGGAUAUCAGAGGGGAGGACCACCUCCCCAUCUUCCUGCGCUUCGUGGAUGAGUCCAACAACCUCCGGGAGGAGUUUGCCGGGUUCCUACCCUGCGAGGAGGACGAGGACGCUGUGUUUGUGAGCCUCCACACAGAGAUCACGGAGAAAUGGGGACUGAACCUGGAAUACUGCCGGGGCCAGUCUCAUGUGAACUCCGGCGACUACGCCUUGAAGUUAAAAGCAGUGGCUUCCAAGCUGAUGGAGAAGUACCCUUUGGCGGUGUGCACUCCUUGCUCGACGUGCGCUCUGAACAUUUGGCUGGCGAAGGCCUUGCCCCUGGCAGGAGUUCAGAUGGUGCUGGGCACUCUGAAGAUCAUCGACUCCUUUUUCAGCAAGUCACCGCAGCUGCUGUCUGAGCUGGAGAACGCUAUCGCCACCAUCCACCAGGCCAACGAGGAGAGGGCCAACGAGCUCAAAGAGAUUUGCCGUACCCAGUGGAUAGAGAGACAUGACGCUUUUGAAGUGGCUGUGGACCUGUUGGAGCCGCUGCUGCUGUGUGUUGACAGCGUGAACAGCAACGCAAAUUUCAGCCGCCACGUUGCCUUCGAGGCCUACUCAAUUUCUGUGAACUUGGAAGAGUUUGAGUUCAUCGCGACCCUAGUGGUCUUGAAAAACGCGCUUUCCUUCACCAGAGCGUUUGGCAAGAACCUGCAAGGGAACACCCUAGAUGUGUUCUUCGCUGCCAGCAGCUUGACGGCAGUCUUGCACUCGCUGAACGAGGUCAUGGAAAACAUUGAGGUGUACCACGAGUUCUGGUUCGAGGAAGCUACCAAUUUAGCAGCCAAACUAGAAAUCCCAGUAAAACUGCCCCGGCUGUACCUUCGGCAGCAUCGCCCAGAGCCCGGCUUCGAGCUGCUUCCAGAAAGCUACUAUAAGGAAUCCCUAAGCAUCCCUCUCGUCAGCCGCGUCAUUCAGGAGCUGAAAGAGAUCUUCUCGGAAACCCACCUGAAAGCUCUCAAGUGCUUGUCCCUGGUCCCGUCGGUCAUGGGGCAGAUGAAGUUCAACACGUCGGAGGAAAGCAACGCGGACUUGUACAGGAACGACCUCCCGAACCCGGACACACUCCCUGCGGAGCUCCACUGCUGGAGAAUCAAGUGGAAGCACAGGGGCAAGGAUGUGGACCUGCCCUCCACCAUCUACCAGACUCUUCAGCUAUCAGAGGUGAAGUUCUUCCCCAAUGUCUACUCCUUCCUGCGAGUUCUCUGCACUCUGCCGGUCAUCAAGGUGGAGAGCAGCAAGUAUGACUGCGGGAGGAAGCGCUUGAGGGCUUACCUCUCCGACACGCCCGCCAAUCACAGGUCCAAGAGCCUGGCUCUGCUCAACAUCAACUAUGAGGUUCGGCACGAUCUGGACUUGAUGGUUGAUACCUAUUCAAAAAUGUACCCAGAGAAAGUGGAUGAGCAGUAACAAAGACUUGGUGGUGUCACUUUUCCCUUUUGUGGGGGGGGGGGG